Messenger RNA from Anas platyrhynchos (mallard), 6433 nucleotides. It is a transcript of the gene ARHGAP23, whose product is annotated as Rho GTPase activating protein 23. NCBI's taxonomy places the organism in Eukaryota, Metazoa, Chordata, Aves, Anseriformes, Anatidae. Gene Ontology annotation, biological process: signal transduction. Gene Ontology annotation, molecular function: protein binding. The record is from RefSeq and is a predicted model, not a curated record.
GGCGGGCAGUGGGGCUGGGAACGCUGAGCGCCGCGAGCAGCUGGAGCUGGAGCCCUGCAGCGGGGCUGGGGCGGGCGGCCGCCCGCCUCCCCCCACCCGUCCCCCCCCGUGCACGGUGGGGGCCGUGCUGCUGCCGAGGGAGAGCCGCCAGCAGCCAUGAGAGCCGCCACGGCACGGCCGGUCCCCGCCAGCCCCCCACCGGGGCCGGUGGCGAGGACGGGAGCCAUGGCAUCGCCAACCAGCGGCUGAGCGCCCGCUCUGCUGCACCUCGCCACCCGCAGCUCGUGCCUGUCCCGCAGCUGCAUGGUGGAGGAGAGCUCGGGAAGAGGGGAGCGGGGGUCCCGGCGGGCUCUGCGGGGUCCCCCGCCGGCCCCCAGCCCCGUGGCAGUGGUGAGCAAGGCGCUGUGGAGCGUGGAGCGAGCCGGCAAGGGCUGGCGGUGCGAGCGCGCCGUCGGCGUGGACUGCAGCCUGCCCGAGCCCCGCUGCAUCUGGCUGAGCAGCCUGCGCCGCCACGCCGCCAGCCCCGAGCCCCGCUGGCCCCCGGGACCCCGGCCCCGUUGCGCGCCCCCUCGCACCGCCAAGGGCCGCAGGCCGACGCCGGGCCGCAGAGAUGGGGCGUCCCCGAAUGACAACGCGCCCCCGGAGGGACCCUUCCCCUGGGGGGGCCCGAAGACGGUGGUGCUGCGGAAGAGCACGCAGGGGGGGUUCGGCUUCACCCUCCGCCACUUCAUCGUCUACCCCCCCGAGUCGGCCGUGCACUCCCCGGCCAAGGAGGAGGAGAAUGGGAACCGAGCAGGUCCCCCCCGGAGCCGCCUGGAGCCCAUGGACACCAUUUUCGUGAAGAACGUGCGGGAGGACGGGCCGGCACACCAAGCCGGGCUGCGCACCGGGGACCGGCUGGUCAAGGUGAACGGGGAGAGCAUCAUUGGCAAAACCUACUCGCAGGUCAUCGCCCUGAUCCAGAACAGUGACGAUGUGCUGGAGCUCUCCAUCAUGCCCAAGGACGAGGACAUCCUCCAGCUGGCGUACUCGCAGGAUGCCUACCUGAAGGGCAACGAGCCGUACUCCGGCGGGGCGCAGAGCAUCCCCGAGCCCCCUCCCCUCUGCUACCCACGCAAGACCUACCCCUUCCAGGCACGGGGCACCGAGCCGCCCCCCGGCCAACCUCCGGACCCCCGCGCACACCGCCCCGCCGGCCCCUCGGCCCCACUCGGCAGCACCCGCAGCGAGGGGGGUGGCAGCCCCGCGCAUCGCCCCGAGGACCUGCAGCCUGGGGGCCCCCCGCAGCACCCCGCAGUGCCCCACGGGCGCCCCGGCUCCUUCUCCCGAAGCGCCUGCCCUGGCUCCAGCGCAUCCUCUCUGCCCGAGCGGUACGGGGUCCCGCCCGCCGCCCCCUCCUGCUAUGGGGGGGGUCCCAAGCACCUCGCGGAGCACCGGACUCACUGCGGCUUCAAGGAGAGCGGCGGGGGCCCGCGGGUGCCGGGCCGGCAGGAGUGCCAGCAGGCUCUGUCCCGCUGGUUCUGCAGCCAGGAGCCGCGGCGCAGCACCUCGGAGGAGCGCCGCUACGCCAUGCCCCCCCGCUACCGCAGCGUGUCCCAGGACCGCUUGGGGGGCUCGGCGACCCCCCGGGGCUGGCCCCACAGCGCCUCGCACGACACCCUGCUGCAGCCCACCCGCGAGGGCUGGCCGCACCGAGCCCGCUCCGACCACAGCCUGGGCCGCUGCGGGCGCUCCAUGGAGGCGCUGGAGCCCGGCGCCCUGCUCUCCCCUCGCCUCGACCGCUCCGCUUGGCCACCCGACAGGCUCUGCCGCGCCACGGCCACGGGGCCACCCGGCACGCACAGCUCCUUCGCGCCCCCUUCCUCCUCCUCCUCCUCCUCCGCCACCGCCGCUGCUGCCCCGCGGGAGCCGGCAGCCCCCGUGCAGAAGCACCCGUCGCAGCCCAACCUGCAGAGCGUGGACGAUUCGGGCUACAUCGGCUACCGCAGCUACAGCCCCUCCUUCCAGCGCCGCACCGGGCUGCUGCACGCCCGCUCCUUCCGCGACCCGGCCUUCGGUGGCCUCCCCACCUUCAGCAUCACGCAGCGGCCGGCCGCCACCGCAGCCCCGUUCCCGGAGAGGGUGACCCCCGUCGCCCCCCUGCCUGCCGGCCCCACUCAUCCCGGCCCCCCGCUGGCCCUCGAAGCCCCCCAGGAGCAGCGGAUGGAGAGCAGCCGGGUGCCCGAGCAGCACGAGGAGCGGAGGGAGGAGGUGGUCCUGCGUCAGAAGCCACCCACGGGCCGCAAGAUGCCGCCCCCCCUGCGGCAGAUGAACUUUGUGUUCCCCGAUGGGGUGAAGGAGACGGACAUUUGUGACCCGCCGGCAGCCGGCAGCAGAGGGGAGAGGCCGGCAGCCGAGCGCUCGGGCCGGCGCGUGGCCCCCUUGGCGGCCCCCGAGGACUCCUUGGCCUCCAUCCCCUUCAUCGACGAGCCCACGAGCCCCAGCAUCGACCUGAAGGCCAAGCACGUCCCUGCCUCCUCCGUCGUCUCCAGUGCCAUGAACUCUGCCCCCGCCGUUGCCACCAGCCCCUCCUCGCCCACCUUUGCCUUCGCCCUGAGCCGGCACUACUCGCAGGACUGCAGCAGCAUCAAGGCCGGCCGCCGCUCUUCCUACCUCCUGGCCAUCACCACCGAGCGCUCCAAGUCAUGCGACGAUGGUCUGAACACAUUUCGGGACGAGGGGAAGAUCCUCAGGAGGAUGCCCAGCCGGGUCCCCAGCCUCCGCAUGCUCAGGAGCUUCUUCACCGACGGGUCUCUGGACAGCCUCGGUACGUCCGAAGACACCCGCUCCAAAAGGCACUCCACCUCCGACCUCUCGGACGUGACGUUCAGCGACGUGAGGAAGGAGGGCUGGCUCCACUACAAGCAGAUCCUCACCAAAAAGGGGAAGAAAGUCGGUGGAGGCAUCCGGCAGUGGAAGCGCGUCUUCGCCGUGCUGCGCACCCACUCGCUGUACCUGUGCAAGGACAGGCGGGAGGCAGUGACCUGCGGCCCGGCCCCAGGUGAGGAGGAGCAGCCGAUCAGCAUCCGAGCGUGCCUGGUGGACAUUUCCUACAGCGAGACCAAGAGGAAGCACGUCUUCCGCCUGACGACCGCUGACUUCUGUGAAUAUCUCUUUCAGGCAGAGGAUCGGGAAGACAUGCUGGCCUGGAUCAAAGUCAUCAGGGAGAACAGCAAGGCCGAGGGCGAGGACCCCGGUUUUGCCAGCCAAGCGCUUAUCAACAAGAAGCUAAACGACUACCGGAAAGUGAGCCCGGCGGGUGCCAAGCCCGACUCCUCGCCCAAGGGCUCCCGUGGGCUGGGGAUCAGAGCCGAGUUCCUGAAGCAGACGGGAACCAGCGCACCCCGGUCCCCGAGGCAGGAUGCGGCCGUAAUGAAAGAUGAGAGCAGCUCCCAGAAAGCCCCUUGGGGCAUCAACCUCAUGAAGAAGAACAAAAAAUCUGCCCCCCGAGCCUUUGGCGUCAGGCUGGAGGACUGCCAGCCUGCCCCGGACAACAAGAACGUGCCCCUGAUCGUGGAAGCCUGCUGCAAGGUGGUGGAGGACCGCGGGCUGGAGUACAUGGGCAUCUACCGCGUGCCCGGGAACAACGCCGUGGUGUCCAGCCUGCAGGAGCAGCUCAACAAGGGAGCCACCGAGAUCAACCUGCAGGACGAGAGGUGGCAGGACCUGAACGUCAUCAGCAGCCUGUUGAAAUCCUUCUUCCGAAAGCUGCCCGAGCCGCUCUUCACCGACGACAAGUACAACGACUUCAUCGAGGCCAACCGCAUAGAGGACGCCAGCGAGAGGAUGAGGACGCUGAGGAAGCUGAUCCGGGACCUGCCAGGUCACUACUACGAGACGCUCAAGUUCCUGGUGGGCCACCUGAAGACCAUUGCGGACCACUCGGAGAAGAACAAGAUGGAGCCCCGAAACCUGGCCCUGGUGUUUGGCCCCACGCUGGUGCGGACGUCCGAGGACAACAUGACCGACAUGGUGACGCACAUGCCCGACCGCUACAAAAUCGUGGAGACCCUCAUCCAGCACUCAGACUGGUUCUUCAGCGACAAGGAGGACAAGGGCGAGAAGACCCCCGUGGACGAGAAGGAGGCGCAGUCGGUGCCCAACAUCGAGUACCUGCUGCCCAACAUCGGCAGGACCGCGGCGCCCGGCGAUGCCCCAGACUCGACCCACAGCGGCUCUGCCAAAGUGAAGGGCACGUGGCCGUCGCGCAAGGAGCCGUCGCCCCGAGAGCUCCUCGCCAUCCCCUUCAUCUCAGCCGUCAACCGCAAGAGGAAGAAGCGGCGAGAGGCCGAGGGCUUCGGCAGCAGCACCGAUGACGACGUGGAGCACAGGGACCCCAAGGGCCGGGAGCAGGAGGAUGAGGAGGCCGCGGCGGCCGCGCCGGGGCCCGGCAAAGCUCCCCACGGCCCUGGCACCGAGCCGGCAGCCCCCAGCCCGGAUCAGGAGAGCGCCUUGGAGCCCGGGGGCACCGGGGCCGAGCCGGCGCCGGACGCCCGCUCCAUCGUGUCGGGCUACUCCACCCUGUCCACCAUCGACCGCAGCCUGUGCUCCGAGGUGCAGUCGGUGGCCGAGAGCCGCGGGGAGGAGGCGGACGACGAGCGCAGCGAAUUCAGCCACGUGGAGACGGACACGGAGAGCCGGGAGGGCGCCCAGGCCAGGCUGGGGCAGGUGGAGGGGGGCGCAGGGGGCGAGGACAAGGUGCCCCCCGGGCGCCCCUCCUUCAACUCCCACCGCCUCAUCCAGUGCGACACGCUGGCCCGUAGGAAGCUGGGGAGGCCGCGGCCGGCCGGUGAGACCCCGGCGCCCACCGGGGAGGGCCAUGGUGGCUGGGCCCCCCCCGGGCGGCCCUCGCUGCGGGAGCAGCUCCGGCAGCGCCUGCGCUCCUCGGCCGACGACAUGGGGGUGCGCCUGCGCCGAGCCCACUCCCCGGAGACGCGCCGCAAGAAGAGCAGCUGGCGCCGGCACACCGUGGUGGUGCCCGGCGGCCUCAAGGACCUCAACUUCAACGAGUGGAAGGAGCCGCGGGGGGGUCUCGACGUCCCCCCAGGGCCAUGCCGUGACAAGGACUCGGGGCUCAGCAGCCUGGAGUCCACCAAAGCCCGGCCCGCGGCGCCCAGCCCGGCCCAGCCUGGCGGUGCCACCAAAGCACCCAGCACCAAGAGCCCCCCGGGCAGCCCAGGCCCCCCGGCUCCCAGCCCCGUGCCCCCCCUGCGCUUCCCCCAAUGUCUCUGACCUCCUGGAAGGCUCCCCCCCCACCUCCAGCUGGGGGGACAGUGUUUAAUUUAAGGACUCGCACUUGUUCUUGUAUUUAAUUGUGCUCCUGACGAGCUGCUUUUAUUUAACGGCCUCCCUCGCGCCGCCUCUCCGUGCCAGGAGGGACGUAGCCACCUUGUCACCGGGGCCCUGCAGGGUCCCGCACUGCAGCCUGGCCCCCUCCCCAUGUCCCCCCCACCCCAUCCCCUGCUCCCCAGGGCUGUGGGGUCCCUGCUCCCCCCGGCAGUGCCGGCCCUGGGGCUGCCCGGCCGCGGCGUUGCGAAGUGCGGGCGCUUCCCGGGGUGCUGCGGCUGCGGCUGCCCCCGCCGGAGCCCUCCCCUCCUGCCCCCCGACAGCCUCGGGGAGGGAACCUCGAUGCCCUUGCGCUGUCCCUGGCCUGGGCAUGGUGUGUGUGGGGCCGCAGGGUUUGGGUGACGGUGGUCUCGGGGUGCCCAUCUGGCUGUGAUGGCCCUGGCUGGGCUCCUGCAGGAGCGGGGUUCCAAGAGGGGCUUGCUCAGAGCAGCACCGUGCCGUGGGGACGGGGCUCUCCGUGUGUCCCAGCCGCCCCCAAAGCCCUUGCUCGCUUUUAUGACCCCCCCUCGCCACCCACCCCACCUCCCCAGGCUUGCCCUCCCGGCCAGAAGCACUUUAGGAAGGGGGUGAUGUGCUGCCACCUUGGGGGGGCACGGCUCGGCUGGGGACGUGGGGACGUGGGGAGCACAGACACGAGUGUGCCAGGGCCUGGGGGGGGCAUCAAGUCAAGUCACUGUCACUGUUACACGUCGUUCUCAUACGUUAUGCAAAUAUUUGCUGUAAAUUUCCCCCCCCUCCCUUUUUUUUUUUUUUUUUUUGUAAAUAUUGUCUCUAAAUGUGUAACAUAUUACAAAAGAUUUAUAAGGAUUUUGUAAGAAGUUUUGCUCAGCUGAAAGGCCAGCCCCGACCACACAAAGCGCUGGACCAGUGUUGACUUUUUAAACCCUUCUGCAUGUGUCCCCCUGGCGUGUUGUACGAGUCGGUAGAUGCCAAACUGCAAAAAAAAAAAAAAACAACCAGCCCCAACAAAAAAAAAACCCUGCUUUGGAAACUGUCCUCCUCCGAGUCCCGGUCUAUAUAGCGGAAAUAAACUGGUUAUUCGAGGGGA